Nomia melanderi (Alkali bee) is the source of this 2023-nucleotide messenger RNA. RefSeq names its product ADP-ribosylarginine hydrolase CG3568. The record is from RefSeq and is a predicted model, not a curated record. Lineage: Eukaryota; Metazoa; Arthropoda; Insecta; Hymenoptera; Halictidae.
CACGCAUGUGUGUUCCACGCUCGGCCGCAGAAGUUCCGUUCUGCGUCUCGUCUCGUGCGGACGCGCGACCGCACUUUGAGCCAGCUGCGAAAAUUGCCGAGAGCUCGCGAAUUCUUCGGUUGAGUCACGUGAACGCGAUUUCGAAACACCUAAUCAGCUCGCUGAUAGGGAUUUCCGCGACGAUUUCCGCGUACCUCGACUGACGCAGAACCAGCUGAGUACCACUGACCGGCUGACAUGUCGGUGUUCGCCUGUUGCAUCCGUCGGGUGAGUUUCAUCUUCCCAUUGGAUGCUUGUCGCACAAAAAUCGGCGAACAGUAAUAUUUCUAUCGAGCUGUAAAAAUCGAUAAAUAAUCAUCGACGAAUGGAGGACGCUAGGCAGCAAGCGUUGCUGAAGGAGGCGCCGGAGAUAUCCUGGGAGAACACGUUGGGAGCGCCCAACGGCGUGCCUUUUGAUGAGGACACGAAGGAACUGCUGAGGAAAUGCCUGGAGGUCUCUGCACCGACGCCCACGACCCUGGCACAGAUCAUCAAGCGAAGCGAGGCCUUCCCUAUAAAUUUCCCAAUUAAAACGACUAGGUGCUCUACUUUGAGGGACAGAGGAAUUGCCACAGAUAUACUCGAGAUGAACGCGAACUCGGUUUAUCCGUUGAUACACGAGGCGAUGCUGCCAUUGCUCGCGCGAUGGCUGAAGCACAAACAAUUGUACGGGAGCGCCAUAGAAAGGGCGGUGUACAAGGAUAUGGGAUUGAUACAGUUUAUUCACCGUUUAUUGGAGAAGCGAGCGGUGCACUUCUAUGGACCCGACGAUCGAUGGAAACUCAUCGAUGGAAAGACUGGAGUCGAUGGAUGGGAAAACGUUGGUACCGACCACGAAAAGGAACCCUUGGUCCUGACGAAAUGCUUGUCCUACGACGAGAUCAAGUUGUCCGCGAUGUUAGCGAUGUCCUCUCACACCGAAUUCAUAAACGACGGCUCGCGAGAGAACAGAGGCGUCGUGAGUACCGAUCCAGACUCCAUUCAGCCGCGAGGAGUCAUUAUAGGUGUCGUGGGAACAAGAUUCGAACGACAACGCGUCAUGGACUACCAAGACAUUCUUAUUACACCUUUACAAAACACCGUGGAUAAUGGUUAUGGACCUCCCAACUCCGGCAAUUCAGAGGAGCAACGAGGAUUGCGUGCGUUAUGGGCAAAAUUUUACGGUGAAGAUUACCACCCGCUUUAUGACGAAGCCGUGAAGCGUGUGAAGUCGAAGGAUAAUAAGAGAUAUCUCUCGCUGUCUAGUCAGACUAUCUUCGACGUCGAGAACUACAUGAAAAGGACCCUUGUGACUGUGGAGAUUAUUCUACUCGAAGCGAACACACGCGCCGAAAAACAGAAUACGACUGCCUUCAUACAUAUUAUAGGAUUUGGUCUCGGUGUUUGGAGUAUAAUGCAGGACCAAGAAAUAUACUUCCUGAAAACCUUCGAAAUCGCGAUCAAGAAGAUGAACAAAAAGCUGAGAUAUGUCUCGGACAUAAUGUUCGCGUAUUUCACCCAACAGAAAUGCGGCGACAUUGGGAACGGCGACUAUCUCGGAGAUAUAAAGAUACAUUUCGCUCUUAGGGAGCCGCACGCCCGGUUAUUCAGAGCAACGGACGCGAACAAGCUUCUAGUGGUGACGUACGCGUGGGAUGGUAACGCGCUGCCAGGGAACGAAUUCUGGAGCGGAUUCCUUUCGUCGAGCGGUGACCCUGCCGCGGCGUGCAGCAGCCAAGUGGCUGAGCUGCACACAUCCAGAAUUAAUCCCCGAGCUUGCGGCGCCAGCUUGCACGUGGCCUCCGCUGAACAUGGUAUUUUACACAUAUCGGAUUACGCGAAACUACACCUCACUUAGGAGCGGGCUGGCCCGUUGGGCACCACUGGUCAGCGAAGACCCUCACGAUCUCCUCGUAGUCAGAGGAGCCGUAGCGCGGACGUUGAUUGUCUGAAAAAGUACACGGAAAGACGAGUGGAAGAAAGGAGGCAUACAGACAUCGUGGAC